This is a messenger RNA of Motacilla alba alba, 7286 nucleotides long. It is a transcript of the gene ZNF318, whose product is annotated as zinc finger protein 318. Gene Ontology annotation, molecular function: zinc ion binding; nucleic acid binding. Gene Ontology annotation, cellular component: nucleoplasm. NCBI's taxonomy places the organism in Eukaryota, Metazoa, Chordata, Aves, Passeriformes, Motacillidae. The transcript is spliced from 10 exons. Gene Ontology annotation, biological process: positive regulation of DNA-templated transcription; negative regulation of DNA-templated transcription. The record is from RefSeq and is a predicted model, not a curated record. The coding region runs from base 136 to 6258 and encodes 2040 amino acids.
CCCCAGGCACCGCCCCCCCCGCCCGGGCUCCCCCUCCCCCGCCCGGCUCGGGAGCGCGCAGGGCGGCGGGGAGCGCGCACGCCGGGGGGGGCCGGUCCGGAGGAGCCGCGGGACCCCCGGGCCACUGGCGCCAUCAUGUACCGCUCCAGCAGCGGCCGCUCCGGCCCUUCGUCCUCGUCCUCCUCCCACCGGCUGAAGGAGGGCGGCUCGUCGGCGUCCCGCGCCUCCCGCUUCAGCACAUCGGGGCCGGGGCCAGGCCACGGCCGGCCUCCCCCGCCGAUGCCCGCCGCCGCUUGCGCCGCCGCCUCGCCGCCGCGCUCCGCUUCGCCCCGUCCGCCGCCGCUUCGCCGCCACCGCUCCCCAUCGGGCCACCGCGGACCCUGCCGCCGGUCCCCGUCGCCGCACCGCAGCCGGAGGUUGCCAUCGCCGCCGGGAGGAGCGGGGCUCGGCGGGCCCCGGGGCCGCCGGAGCAGCGAGCACGGAGACGGCGGCAGCAGCCGGAGGCGUUCUCCGAGUCUCCGCUCUGAGUCUUCCCUGGAACACAGUUUGCGGAUUACUGUUGGUAAUGACCGGUAUUGCAUUGGCACGCCGGAGCGAAGGAGGCUGCCUGAUAGACUGGGCUCACCAAUUGAUAACCUGAGUGACAGGGAUGAUGUGGCUGAUGGUCCGAUAUUCACUAGAGGCCUCACGUGCCCUCGCGGCCUUGAGAGAUACCCAGCUCAUGAAGAUCAGCCUUCGAGUUCCUUCAUUCCGAGGCAUGAUGAGGACUACCGCAACCGAGACGUUUUCCUCCACCGCUCAGAUUACAGCCCACACUAUGGCCGUCGGGAGGAGCUGCCUCGUGGGUCUGACAGAGAUGGUGACAAACUGAGGAGAUCCCCCUACCCACUGAGGGCAGAGGAGAGGGGACGAGAAAUAAAGCGUCCACGGUAUGAAAAGGAUGAGAAGAUGCAUGGUGUGAGCGGAGAGCAUCAGGGCUUCUCGUCAGGAACACGAAACUACCGCAGGCGAAGCCGCAGCCGUAGUAGAAGCCUGAGCCCGUCGUACCUGAAUGAAGAAUUCCGAGAGCUUGACCGUGCAAGGAGGAAAAGAGAAGAGGAAGAACGCAGUAGAAACUUGAAUCAUGAUGUUUCAGGCACUGGCUACACGAUCCCUGGCUUGACUAACACAUUACAGACUUCUGAGCCUCGGUAUACGUAUAGGCCUGAAGAAAUCCCACCCAUGCCCAAAAAAUCUAUUUUGAAGAAACGAGUAGAGAUGGAAGUAGAGUCUGCUGUUCAGCCCGAGGGCUUUUCAAGCAGUCCAGCCCCCAGCAAGGAUCUUCCUCUUCUUUCUAGUCAGUCUGCUUUGCCCCAGAGCAACAACAUAGCUCCUUUUGCUUCUGAAGUGGAAAACUUUCUCAAACGGUUCAACAAAGGCUCUCUUGUUGAGGCUUCAGACAAGGAGUUGCAUGAAGGUUUGUGUGAGUGGAACCCACUCUCUGGGCCUCCCAAAGACACUUUGAUGUUUGAAGAGAAGUUUGGAAGCUUCUUAAGUCAAAAAGAAAAAGUAGAACCCAAGUCAGAGCCCACUGAUCGCCAUACUGACUUCCUGCUGCCUCAUGAGAGGGCCAGUCAGGAUGGCAGUGGUUUCUCCCGAAUUCUGGGCAUGAUGGCUGACUCUGUCAGUGCUCAGGAGAAGAGGAGGCGUAGCUUUCCUGACAUUGAGGACGAAGAGAAAUUUCUUUAUGGUGAUGAGGAUGAAGAGACCAAAAUUGAAUCUCUCCCCAUAGAGAAGCCCCCAGUGAGUUGUGGCAAUGAGAUAAUAAUACAGAAAAUGAGCCCACCUCCUUCUCCUGCUCCAGCUGUCAAGGUGGAUCCUCUAGAAGAGCCAAAUGCAGAGUAUGCAAAGAUCCAUGACUUACUUAAAACCAUUGGACUUGACAUUGGUGUUGCUGAGAUUGGAAAACUGGCUGUUCGUACCCAGGAACGCCUUCAUGGCAAAAAGCUGGCAUCUCGUUCUCCGGAUCGGCGCUCUUCAGAUGCUCGCAGACUGGACGCUUGGGAGCUGCGCCGCAGCCGCAGUGACACUCGUUCUCCUGAGUCAGGCCAGCAGCGCUCAGCGUCACCUCCGGGCUCUUUCCAGCACCCUAAAGAUGCGUCCUCUCUUCAGAAAUCAGACUAUACUAAGAGCCAGCCAGUGGGACAGGAGAUACCUCCACAUGCACCUGAACAGCCUCUUCCUUCUGUCUCUCUCAUUCCUUCAAUUCCACCAACUCCUGCUAGUUUGCCACCUACACCUACUUCUGUUUCCCAAUACCAAAUUCCCAGCUAUUCCCACUACACUGCUGCUCAAAUGCCCCAAAACUAUCCCCCUCCCACAAUGGCUCCUCCAGGAUAUGAUGCAUAUGGGCACUAUAUGGCAUAUGCAGCCCCUGGCUGGCCCAUGUACCCCCCUGCCCAGCAGCCUAAUCCUACGCUAUCAGAAGCUCAUGGUCUUCUUACUAUGGCCAUGUCAGCAAACCCCACGCGUCCCAAUCUCCGGGUGAUUGAGACAGUCUCUCUGGGAAAGGAUGUCCCUGAUGUAAAAAGAGAUGGUUCUGUGCUUGUUCAAGUCCCUACCACUCCUUCUCAUUCCAAAGCACCCCUUCGUCUGUCGUCACACCCUCUGAAAAAUACCACAGAAAGGAUGUCGGAUGAAAAAAAUCGGGCAGCUCAAAAGCAGAAGGUGAUAGAAGAGAGAGAAAAACUGAAGACUGAUCGAGAAGCACGGCAGAAGAAGCUAUACUAUCUCAAGACAGAAUUGGACAGGCUUCGUAAACAGCAAGGCGAGAUGUUGAGGAAAAAACGUCGUGAGAAGGACGGACACAAAGACCCCUUGUUGGUUGAAGUGAACAGACUACAAGAGAAUAUUAUGAAGGAGAUUGCAGAGCUGCAUAAAGAAUCUGAUGCAGCUGACAAGAAGCAGUCUGAGCUUGACAAAGUAGCACAAAUCCUGGGGAUUAACAUAUUUGAAAAACCCCGGAAACCAUCUGUGGAAACUAAAGAUUCCUCGGAAAAGAACAGCAAGUCAGAAAAUGCAAAAGCUGUAGAGAAAACAUCUUCCUCCAGCAAGGAAUCAAAAACUACUAAUGAAAAAUCGAGAGGUAGAAGCCCGAAGCCAGCAGAAUCCUCUUCACAGUCCUCCAAACAUCCUUUCCAGUUGGCCAAUAUUUAUGAAUAUUAUGAUGCAGGGAACCACUGGUGCAAAGACUGCAAUACCAUCUGCGGGACCAUGUUUGACUUUUUCACACACAUGCAUAAUAAGAAACACAGACAGACCCUGGAUCCUUACAACAGACCUUGGGCUUCGAAGACUCAGAGUGAGACCAAACAAGAGUCCAUAAAACGCAUUGAUAAGAUAACAGUUCCUGCCAAAGGCUCUGAGUUUCUGAUUCCCAUCACUGGAUAUUAUUGCCAGCUCUGUCAUGAAUUUUUUGGAGAUCAGAUCUCAGCAGAGCAGCAUGUGAAAAGUCAUCCCCACAAUGAGAAGUAUAAGAAAUACAUAGAUGAAAACCCACUCUAUGAAGAGAGGAGAAACCUAGACCGUCAAGCUGGAUUGGCUGUAGUUCUGGAAACAGAGCGCAGGCGGCAAAAUGAGCUGAAACGGAAAAUGGUUGAGAAACAGAAGGAAGAGAAGGAGAAGGAUGAGAAAACCCCAAAAAUAAUAAAGAAGGAGGAAGUAAAGAGCAUCUCAGAGUCUGGAGAAGGGAACAAUGAAACUCAAGGCAAAACAGAUUCUUCUGGGCGAAAAAUGGGUAUCACGGUAAAGCUAAAGAAGGAGGAGAAGACAGAGGAGAAGAAAGAAGAAAAGAAAGAGGAAUCUAAAAAAGAAUCACCAAGCCAGACCUCCUUUGGGAAAUUCAGCUGGAAAAAGACUGAGAGAGAGGAUAAAACCUCAGGAGCUAUUGCAAAGGAAGAGAAUACAGAAGGAAACAAAGAGGAGAUCAAGUGUCAGUCUGUGAAAUCCCAUAUCAAGCCUAUUGAAAUCAAGCUGUCUGGGAAAACUGUUAUUCCACACACUAGCCCAUGGAUACCAGUUGUUUCCACAUCAACACCAACAAAAAUUCUCCCCAAUCUACCAGUCCCCACCAUGAUUUUCAGGAAGUCUAAUACUGCAACAGUUAGUAAACCACCACCUUUGAACACCUUUUUAUCCAUAAAAUCCUCUGGAACUACCACCAAACCACUGCCAGUGGUAAAAGAAACAAAUGCAGAUCUUCUGCUGCCUCCAGAUAUAAUAUCAAAAGCUUUUGGAGGAGAAGAAGUAAUCUUAAAAGGCUCAGAGGAGGAUUUGAAAGCAACAGAGAAAAAUGAGUCUUCUCAGACUGCAGACAGACUACCUCCACCUCGUCCUCCAGCAGCAGUCCAGCCAGCAGCUCUCAUCCCCGCAGAUGAAGUAGCUCCAGGUGUGUCUGAAAGUGAACAGACAAUGUUGGCAAUGCCUGUGAGACCACCCCCACCUUCAACUGCUUUCAGUGAACAAGCAAAAAAGAUAGAGAAACGAAAUUCUUGCUUGGCCACAGCCAAUGCUAAAGAUCUCUAUGAUAUUUUCUACAGUAGUGGUGGAAAGGGUUCAGCUGACAGCAAGCUUGCAAGUUCUGCGCUUCCAAAUGGAGAAAACCCUAACAUAACAAAACCUGCAGAUUUAUCUGCAAAUCACAGAACAAAUAGUAGCUCAUCCUCAUUGAAAGAGGAUUCGGAGACUCUGGAUUCCUCACAGUGUAAUAAUCAAGUGACAGGGAGUUUGAUUCCUGUUGAAAAUCAGGCUGAAAUGAACAAGAAAUCACUUCAGCCUCACCUAUCAGAAAUGUCAGUCACAGAAUUACAAGGAAAAAAACCUGUUUCUGGUAUCCAGAUGCCUGCAGAAAUUGGACUUGUUGAUACAGGAGGUGGAGAGCAGGCAGGCAGUCUGGAAUUCUGUGGUCUACAGAAAACUGAGGUCCAAGAGAAGGUUGGACAGGAAGAUGGAAAUAAAACUCCAGUUACAAACACAAAUGUUCCUGGGACCUUGGAGACAGAGACAAAAGACUGGGAAAUAAAAGCAGUAAAGCCUAAGCGUACCCUACACGCAAAGGCUUUGUUACCUGAGACUCUGAACGAAAUUAAAAGUUUGGGAAAUUCCCAUUUGGUAAAGUUAAAUGAUAACUGUAGAACUCACUCAGAAACUGAUAGUCCAGACUUGCUCUGGGACACUUCCAGAACUAGUAAUGGAAAAGAACAGAUAGUCACAACUUGUUCUGAAAAAGGUUGGGAUCUAUCAAAUACUCCAAAUCCAGAAAUAAAAUCUGGUUCCAAUGAGGUUGAUGCUUCAGAACUGACAGAGGGACAGACAGAAACUAAAAGUACCCUAUUAGAAGCUCAAGAAAAAGUUCAACCUAAACCUUCAGGCCAUACAGUGUUAGAUAACCAAACCCAGAAGCAGGGAGUUGAACGGUUAGUCAAAACUUGCUCAAACAUUGUUGAACUCAGAUCCAAUCUAGAAUUAGUAGCUGAAAAUGAAAAAAAGUCAUUAGGACACACUGGAUCUGAUGCAAGAUUAGAUAAUUUUCUUUUCAAGAGACCAUCAGAGGAUGUGAAACACAUGAAGACUCCCUCCCAGAAAGCAGAGCUUGAGUUGAAAAGCACUGAUUUCAAUUUGGGAGACAAUAAGGUAAAACAUGAAUGUUUCAGCAUCCUUUCAGAAGGACUUUUAAAGGAAAAUACAGAAGAAGUCACAAAAACAGAAACUAUUGCAUCCAUUAGGCUAGAGUCCAGUAAAAAAAAACUGGACAUUGAAAGAACAGUGAAUGAAACAGAGAUUACUGAUUUUGCUACAUUGACUUCUGGUAGUUGUGAAGAUAAAAUUUGCACACGGAUUUCUCAGAAACCUAUGCUGCAGCCUGGAUCACAGACCUCAAAUAGUGACACUACAGAAGUGGUCAUGCCAGUUGUAGAAAUGCAGGGCAUUUCUCCCACGUCUGAGAUACUUGUGCAAGUGAAGGAGAGCAAAGGUGGCACUGUUGAAAGGCUGCCACUGAGUUGUGAUAGAGGCAGCACAGAAAGUCAGGCUUCUGGGUGCGUGGAAACUUUAAUGCCUGGGCUCAAAGAAACACAUGGGAAGGCAGGUGGCUCAGGAGGCAAGGGAAUGUGCACCAUCCAGAGCAAGAAGACUGAGCUAACAGAAGCUCCUGACAGUAGUUUGGAAUCUACAAUGAAAUCAGGAAUUGCUGAAAGCAUAGCAGAAAGCCCAGUGGGUUGAAGUAAACCCAGCCAGUCCCAAUAUUUGAGGAGCCAGAGCUGGGAUUAUGUAUAUGGUUUUUGUUUGUUUUUCUUUUUGUUCCAGCUGAGAGUUUGGGGUGUAUUUUGCAUUCUGUGGUAGGACUUGACUAAAGUGAAACGUAAAUCAUCAGAAGGCAGUCACAUACUUUAUUCUGUACAUAAUUAAUUGUGUAAAAUGUUUUUUCAUGUGAAUUUUGUUGCCAAUUUCUUUUCUACACUCUGCUAUUAAAAUGGAAUCUUGUUUAUAAUGCGUGCGUCUUCUUUAUUUUGGGGGCUUUUAUUAUUUGACCAUUCCUGGUCAAAGAUUUCCAGCUCACCCAGUUUGUGUCAGUAGCACCGUGAGUAGCCCAGCUGCUGAGACAAGCUCAAGAACAGCAAUUUAGAACUGAGGAAAUGGAGACUUGCAGAAGAACUAAAACUGAAAAUUUCUUUGAACUGUAAUGCAUGGAUUUGUUUACUUUUGUUGUUUGAAAUGCAAGAAUGUGUUCAGAGUUGAUUUUGUUUGUUUAUCUGUCUCUGUGCUUUGUAAUUACUGUUGUAUUACAUCUGUACUUAAGGUGUUUCACUGUAUUGUAUAAGCACAUGUAUGGAUGCCACAUCACUAAGCAAGGGGAGAAAAUCUGUCCCGACUGGCUUUUGGAGAAGAAAACUAAUCGGUAAGGCUCUGUGGCCUGACACCUGGACCAGAUAUAUUGAGGUCACUUACAUGAUUUGAAAUGGGCUUUCUUUCAUUUUAUUGUGAUCCAGUAACUAUUUGUGUUAAAUCAUUUAGCAGCUGACCAGCUCUGAAGAAGUAGAAGAUCAGAACCCUGGUGUCAGGAAUUGGACUCGCUUCAUGUGACACAGACACAUGCAUGCCUACCCUGAAUGGUCCUUGAGCUAUUGAAUGUGAUGGUUCUCAUUUGUAUAGCUUGUUAAAGACUAAAGUAUUAAAUGUGUUUCCUUGGAUAAAUAUAACAUUUUUAUUUGUAAAUUGUUUAAAAAAAUAAACAUAUGGAGGUCAACAAG